AAUUUCAUUACAGCUCAUUCCGGGCAGCUCCAGUCCUUGAGUCUGUCGCGUUUUUGUUUCUCUACACUGCGCAGAAAUUUACUCGACUCUCGUUCACUCCAAAGUCCACUCCCGCACCGGGAGGCCGUGAGUUGCACGCGUUUUUUCAGUACCUGAUGAUAAAUUGUACUUUGAUAGGUUAUGCUCGUCAGUGCAUGUGCUUGUCAUUGGAGGCUUAUCGCAACAUAGUUAAAAAUGUUGGAAGUCGUGCUGAUGUAGCGGCUUUAUGCAGGGUCUCGAAAGGUUUUCAGUACGCGGCGGAACGUGCACUUUAUAACACGCUAUACAUGCAGGAUGUCGGGACGACGAUGCUCCUCUGUGCCACUCUUUCGGAACAACCGCGCGUCGCGGCAUAUGUGGAUGCUCUCACUUUACAUGCAGGAUCGUCCUCAGAAAAUGGAAGUCAGGAAGAGGGGGAAGAGGAAGAGGAAGUCCCACAUGAAGAAGCGCUUCCACCAGAGUAUUGGACGACCAUCUCUCUCGCAUUCCGAAAGCUUUCACGGCUACGGUACCUCAAUAUUCAUAUCGGUCAUGGUGUUCCAUCAUCAAACACCUGGAUUCUUGACAACUGUCCAUUUCAUCUCCGAAGCUUCCAUUGUGAUCUCGACUGGGACGCACACCUCGUCAAAUUUUUAGAGACCCAAGGGGAUCUCGACGAUCUGUACAUCAUAGACUAUAAUGAUUCUCUCGUGGACGAGCCCGUUGCCCAACCAUCCACCACCUCUCCUCUCUCCGACAACUCGCUCCCGAAAUUAGCCACUCUAGAAUGCACUUUCACCGAGGCUGCUGCGGCCCUGGCGCCUCGACGCCCUCUUAUACGUCUCAAAACGUGUUUCUCACGCUCAGACCCCGACGCGAAAAGAAUCGAAAUGACGAAUUUGUUUACUAAAAUCCAAUUGUCUACAGCACAACUCCGCUCAUUGGAUAUAGCGGAUUCGACAUAUGCCGAGUCGUUCUCUGUGGAGCUUCUCAGCACCAUCGUGAGCACGUCCAUGACAGCGCAUCGUCUUCAAUACUUGGGCACUCUAGCUUUGCCCAUAGCUGGCCGAGAGAGGUUACGAUUUUAUGGGAUGCUCAUGAGGCUUCCGAAGCUUGGCUGUAUCGAGGUGGAGGUGUCUGGGUGGCGACCAGUUCCGUCGACCCUGGCCGCGUUUAGGGCGCUUGCGAGCGAGCUGCGCUUGUACUGCCCGACGGUAGUCAUGGUGGUUUUUGUGCAUGAAUUUGAGAGGACGGUGAUCACGUACAUGGACGGGAUAUACAGAAUAGAUGAGGAAAUCGGUCCCGAGUUGUUGUGGAGGUCGGAACUAUAGGGAUGCACGUUGCACUAUCGAAUGGUCAGACACGACUCUUGUAUCACGUUUAUAUUCAGCUAUAUACCACUAAUUGCUGUAGCUUCCACGAAAUGUACAUAUGUAAUUCGUCCUCGACUUGGGAUGACACCGCUAUACCACAUUGCCCAUUCGCUCUCUUUUCACUACAUAUUUCUUUAUCUACUUUCAUUGCCACGCGUCUGUAUUUUUAUCUUCCCUUCUCAUAGAGUUCAACCUCUGGUAUUUCUCGGCUGUAGACUACCCUAAUAUAGUACAAGUCUUGCUGCACCCACUAUGAAACCGAGAGAUAUGACUACCAGGGACUGAAUGCUUCAAGAAGUUGAUGACACCCCUUUUCCUUCCCGUCUUCGGCCUUGAUCGGGAUCCCGGAAAAUGGACUGAUGAAGCGGUCUACUCAUGUCAAUAGCGAGGAAAGCG
Messenger RNA from Desarmillaria tabescens, 1787 nucleotides. RefSeq lists its product as uncharacterized. The record is from RefSeq and is a predicted model, not a curated record. NCBI's taxonomy places the organism in Eukaryota, Fungi, Basidiomycota, Agaricomycetes, Agaricales, Physalacriaceae. The coding region runs from base 156 to 1349 and encodes 397 amino acids. The transcript is spliced from 4 exons.